This is a messenger RNA of Phragmites australis (common reed), 631 nucleotides long. RefSeq lists its product as uncharacterized. Lineage: Eukaryota; Viridiplantae; Streptophyta; Magnoliopsida; Poales; Poaceae. The coding region runs from base 73 to 348 and encodes 91 amino acids. The transcript has 3 exons. The record is from RefSeq and is a predicted model, not a curated record.
UAAAACCCGCACGGCCUUUUCGCCGCCUCUCCUCAGCCGCGAGCUCGUUCCCCUCCCCGUCCCCGGCAAGCCAUGGCGUCGCGCCUCCGCUCCUUCACCCGUCCUGCCGCCGCCGCCGCCGCGUCCUUCCUCCGCUCCGCAGCCAGCCGAAGCCCCGCUGCCUCCCUCCCCCGCUCCCUCGCUCCCGUCCUCAGGGCAUCGGCCGUGGGGCGGCGGAUGGCGCUGGCGCGGUCGCUGCAGCCGCUGCACAGCGCGGUCUCGGCGGCGCGGCUGACGUCGCGACUGGGGGCGGAGGUGGCACGGGCCGUGUCGCAGGGUACGCUCUGCAGCUCCUACCCGGGAGUCUGAGUCUGAUACAGUCUACUAAUCUUUGCAAACCCUACCUAGACGGGUCUCAGUGUCCCUCGAUAAUGAAAAGAACCACUUUUGGCAGCAGCAGUCCAAGACUCCGUUACCUUGAAUAAGUUUUUGUUAAAUGAUUACCCUAUUUAUUCUGGACCUCAUUUAUUCCUGGUAACAGUUAGUUUAAACUCCAUGUGAGCUCAGGUUUUUAUAGAACAAAAUCAUCUUUUGUAAACAAUUUGGUCAACUUGGACCAUCCGUCUCAAAGAGCUAACAUUGUUGAUCGGUA